Magallana angulata is the source of this 3676-nucleotide messenger RNA. RefSeq lists its product as uncharacterized. The transcript has 12 exons. Bases 270 to 1577 code for a protein of 435 amino acids. NCBI's taxonomy places the organism in Eukaryota, Metazoa, Mollusca, Bivalvia, Ostreida, Ostreidae. The record is from RefSeq and is a predicted model, not a curated record.
UUCCACUGUUCAGGAGGAGUGGCAGUGUGGCUAACUCAUGUACUGCAUCAUGGACGUGUUGAAAGUUUGCGACCCGUAAAAGAAUGAGGUCAGAAAAGUAUUGCUGCAGAUUCGGGAGUCGUGGAAGUUACAAGAUACUGCACAUUUAUUAAUCAGAGUUGAUGUCUUGCCAGCUUUCAAGGGAACUUAAACACUAAUGAAGAACAGCUGUCAAAGAUUCAACACUGGGCGUUUCUCUCUCAGGAAUUUUUUAAAAGAAUGGAGAGCCAAUGAACAAAAUGAAACACUAUCAAGCUGUAUGUGUUCUGAUGUGUUGGAUGAUUGUAUCUACGUUUGGGAUUGGGAUACAGGAAUGUAAAUCUACAAUCAACAGAACUAAUAGCCAUGUGGAUUACACAGUAACAGUUUGUUGCAAGGUUACCUGUGAACCAGGUUUCUUUGUUGAUGUCUGCAAAGUCAAUGGAACAGCAGACAGAUGUAAGCCCUGUCCAGAGGGCACUUAUUUGGACGACAUUACACACUCUGAAUUACUACGGAAGUGUAGGACUUAUGAUUGCCCUCCAGAAUCAAUACCAGCGUCUACCUUUCCACCAGAGCCUGCAUGUCGGAAAAGAUGUGUUUGCGAUGUUCAGCGACGGUAUGUAGGGUCAGAUCCUUGUGCCUGCAAGCGGGCUACAGUCACCUGUCCUCAUGGGAAAUCAUUGACAAUUGACAAUACCUGCGAACCAAUAGAACAGGAAGUAACUCCCACAACCAAUGACCCCAGUUCAACUAGUUAUUUCAUGACAACUCGAAAAGAGAAUCCAGAGUAUACUGGUAGGAUAUCGAGUGAAGAGACCACAGUGAAUCGAAGUGUCACAGUACCAUCACACAAUCCGGGUUCAAAUGAAGAUAAUGGUUUGGUGACAAUACUUGUACCAGUACUUGUGGUUCUGUUUGUAAUUGUGAUGCUCGUUGUUAUAGGAGUACUUUGCUAUAAGAAGAAAAAAGAAAGCAGACGAGAAAUGGACAGAAAUGGAGUACCUCUCAAGUCAAUCCAUCCAACAAGAAUGGAAUACAAUGCUCAACAUAUUGUGGAAAAUGGAUCUGUGAACAGUUAUACAUGUACAAGAGAUACUGGAAUGGAUGCAGAUGAAAAUUACCAGUUUGACCAAAAGGAAAAAACGAACACAGAUGAAGAACUGGAAAACACUUUUCUUAAGUCACUCUGUUCCAAUCCAACUAGAACUGAAAGCAUAAUUGAUUCUCAUAGUUUUGAAAAUGGAUCUGUGAACAGUUGUAGAAUAUUUACUGGAAGGUCAGAUGAGGAAAUGGAAAGCUGUUCUCCCAUGCUACACAAUAUCCAUCCAACGAAAACUGCAAACAAUCCUUCAAGCAUUAUGGGAAAUGGCUCUGUGAAUAGUGGAAGAAUGACGGUAGAUAAUGGAAGGGAUGCAAUGGAAAAUAACCAAUUUGAUUUGGACUUGAGUUAUGCUCAGACACUAUCUCCUGAAAGUUUUAAUAAAGACAAAGAACCUCUCAGCUAUGACCUUGAGUCUGUAGAGCCAUUGAGCAAACCAGAAGAAAUGCCCACUUGAUUUGUAUCAACUCACUAAUGCAAGGCAUGGAAAAGAAAUAGUGAACCAUUGGUACACCUGUUUAUUUAUCAGGAAUUCAACUUGUAUUUAUGAAUUGUUCAGAUAUUAAACAAUUAUGAAAUAAUUGCAGCAUCCAUAGUAAUAGAUACAUUGGCUUUAAUAUAAGUAAUGCUAUAGUUGGUGAAAUGUUAAUCAAUGUAGCUAAGUUGUUAGGUUAUUUUUGCACUCAAAAUUUUACAUUUUUAGAUUUUUGAAACAAAACAAAAACAAGCGAAAAGCUAUCAGUGUGACAGCAAAUCAGGUUUUCUUUUGUGUGAACAGUAUCCAUAAUCCAUCUGUCAAUCCUGAAUUGAUAAAAACUACCCAUCCAGAGAAAUGAAGAACCCUAUAUGCAAUAUUCUAAAAUGAGCACCUGGUAUUUUUUUUUUUUAUAUAAUUUAUCAAAAAUCAAAAUCCAAGUAAUAUGCACUACUCAGGUUUAUAUACAAUUGAUCUGCAAAACAACAACUUCCUAUCUUGAGAACUGUAGGAGGAGUUAUCCGUAAAAAUUGGGGUACUCUUUUGGCAGUUGCCUUCCCACCCGCUUGCCAUUUUCACCAUUUCAAAACUGGAUUUUUCCUUUGGAAAAUCUGGUUCGCCCGCCCACCAUUUUCACCAUUUCAAUUUCCAGAAUUUUUCUUUGGAAAACCUGGUUAACGAAGAUCCUCACUUUGUUUGUUUUGGCAACAUUUUUAUUGAAAUAUAAUGUUUAAAAGUUUAUAUUAUCAAAUCAUCUCUUCAAUUACUUAUAUAAUUUAGUAGUUUGGGCUGUAUGGUUUAGGAUAUUUUCAUUCAUUAGAGGGAAUUCAACGGAAGGUAUUUGUCCUGUUCAUAAGUGUUCAAUCAAGAAAUGUUGAAAGUUUUAUUUAUCACCAUGUUUCAUCACCCGAGUCACAGGGUAUGUCUUAUCUCAAAGUCAUUAAACCAAGUUUAUGGUAACUUUUUGUAAAUGUGUGUGUUCAGGCCAAAUUUUGUAAUGAAACAUGAUUAAAGCUAAAACUUGUGAGAAUAAUUGCCUGUGAUUCCACCCUCAAAAGAAUGGAUUGCUUGUCUUUUCAGGACCAACUGACUAAAAAACUUUUUAAAAAAUUAAUAUAUUAAUGCCAUUUUAAAUAAAUAAUAAUUAAAACACUGAGUCAGGAGAGGGCCAUCAAUCAUUAUUCAAAUUGUGUUCAGACCUGUUAAUGUACUGUGACUUUGACUCGAGGUAAUUUGGGCAUUUUCAAGGUUAUACAGUGUACCUUUUAUCUUUUCUUGCUCAUGACCUAUGGAUUUUUCAUGUAAUUCUUUCCCAAGGAAUAAAUGAGUUACAUUUGAGUAGAUAGUCUGUCAUUACCAUUACUUUGUCACUUAUGUAUACUACACAAGUUGCCACUUAAAAUUAAAAAGGUGUGUUCAAAAUUUUAAUGUUUUUAAUGAUAUACAUUGCUAGUAGCUAGCAUACUAUUUUUUUAAAAAUGUCAUGUGUGCUUUGUGUAGAAUGCUUUUACUACAUUUAUAAUUAUGUAAAUAUUUUCUACAAUUUUCACAUUAUUUCUAUUCUUAUUUUUGUUCAUAAUUUUACUUAAAUGCCUUAAUUUUACCGUACAUAUACAUGUAAAUGAAAACCAUGUAAUCUAGUAAAGUGUUUUUAAAAAAGUGUAUUUUUUCUUUCAAUUGUCCAUUGGUGCUAUCAUUGACACAAACAAGGUUUUAUGAGGUUAAAUGCAUGUGUGAUUUUUAUUAAUGGAGAGAGAAACUCCAAUCUUUCUAUUAAUCAAUCAUUAAUCAAUGACCAAGCUACAUGUUACUUGUACACCAUUGAACAGGUUUGAGGAAACAAGCAAGUACAUAGGUCAGUGAGAAAAAAUUGAGUGUAAAUAUGCAUGUACACGAUAUUUGGAAAUCUCUCUCUCUCUCUCUCUCUCUCUCUCUCUCUCUCUCUCUCUCUCUCUGAGGCAAUAUGUUGAAGUGAUAUUCAAAGGUUAGGGUAUGUGAGUUUUGUGCCAUAUUAAUUAUAACCGGUGCAAUAUAAAUAUAUAUAUUUUAAAAAGCAUUUUGCGAAUUAAAAGUAGAAUUUA